This is a messenger RNA of Chondrus crispus (carragheen), 1383 nucleotides long. RefSeq names its product member of major facilitator superfamily MFS_1, containing a MFS domain. The coding region runs from base 1 to 1383 and encodes 460 amino acids. Gene Ontology annotation, molecular function: transmembrane transporter activity. NCBI's taxonomy places the organism in Eukaryota, Rhodophyta, Florideophyceae, Gigartinales, Gigartinaceae. Gene Ontology annotation, cellular component: membrane. The transcript has a single exon. Gene Ontology annotation, biological process: transmembrane transport. The record is from RefSeq and is a predicted model, not a curated record.
AUGCGCGCAACUGUCGACGCUAAGGUCCAGCGCCGCCUGCUCCCCAUCCUCUUCAUCGCUGCCCUCAUGUGCUACCUCGACCGCACAAACCUCUCCUUCGCCGCCCUCGACAUGAACACGGAUCUCGGCUUUUCGGAGCGCACGUAUGGCAUCGGCGCCGGCGUCUUCUUCACUACCUACGCCGCAUUCGGCAUCCCGUGCAGCGUCUUCGUCAAGAGGAUUGGCGCCAAGCUGGGUUUGCCCUUCAUUUUGCUCGCGUGGGGGCUCGCGUCCGGCGCUAUGGCCCUGAUUACAAGCGUUAGAGAUUUUUAUUUGCUCCGCUUGCUUGUCGGCGCGACUGAGUCGGGCUUCUUUCCGGCCGUCAUCUACUACUUAACCUUGUGGUUUGCGGAGGAGGAUAUGGGGCUCAGUUAUACAAUUGUCAUGACGUCCACGGCCGUGUCUGGUAUCAUUGGCGGCCCGCUCGCGGGAAUUAUCAUGACCUAUCUCAACGGCUUUCUGGGCAUUCGAAGCUGGCGCUGGCUCUUCAUUGCAGAGGCUGUCCCUACCAUUUUUCUUGCGUUCUUCAUGCUGUUCUAUCUAGAUGGCGAGCCGUCCAAGGCCAGGUUUCUCACGAGAGAGGAGCGCGAAUGGCUUAUGAACCGACAACAGACGGAGCUCGACAAUCGCAACGGCAACCAUGCCGUUGGAGGGCUGGCCCAGGCUUUGCGAUUGACAUGGCUCUGGCUCAUUAUCGGUAUCUGGUUGCUCUACUCGUGUGGCUAUUAUGGAAUCAUCUUUUGGCUCCCGCUUCUACUCAAGAGCGUUUCGCAUAUGAGCAAUGUGAUUGUCGGUUUCAUUUCCGCCCUGCCAUAUCUAUGUGCAGGAGCUGCUAUGAUUCUGGUCGCUCGGUCAUCAGACCGUUCGCGUGAGCGCCGCUUACAUCUCGCGGUCUCCGCUUCUGUAGCUGCUAUGGGGUUCUUCGGCGCAAGCGUGAUUCAUACCUUGUUGGGAGAGCAGUUGCUUUUGCUGUUGUUCUGUCUCAGUGUCGCCGCGUCGGGCGUAUGGGCAAUGUUCGGCCCGUACUGGGCUAUUCCUACGAGCAUUCUCAGCGGCGAGACGGCCGCGGCGGGCUUUGCGCUCAUUAAUUCAACCGGUGUCAUUGGUGGCUAUCUUGGUCCCUUCUUGGUGGGAGAGUUGACUGCUAGGACUGGGUCUUAUGAUGCGGCGCUUGGCCUCUUUGGUAUAUUCAUGAUUGUUUGUGCUGGCUUAUCCCUCUGUCUGAGACCCAAUAUCGGAGAUCAAACGCCGUGCCAAAGCAACGAUCAACUACCAAUUGAGAACCACAGAAAAUACUCAAGCCCACCUAUGCAGGAUGUGGAGGAAGGGGAGCGGAUGAAGUAG